This is a messenger RNA of Daldinia loculata, 2159 nucleotides long. RefSeq names its product tRNA-guanine transglycosylase. NCBI's taxonomy places the organism in Eukaryota, Fungi, Ascomycota, Sordariomycetes, Xylariales, Hypoxylaceae. The transcript is spliced from 3 exons. The coding region runs from base 191 to 1669 and encodes 492 amino acids. Gene Ontology annotation, molecular function: tRNA-guanosine(34) queuine transglycosylase activity. The record is from RefSeq and is a predicted model, not a curated record.
GCGUAUUUACAUUAUAUCUCGAUGCCUUACGAGAACCCAUCAAACGGCGCUACCAUGACAAAUUUAGAGCUCACGAGUUGAAAUUUUCGACUCAAAAAAGGUUGUUCUGGCUUAUGAGUAGAAAGACGCAGAUCAGCUGUCUAUUUUAUACCUUAAAAUAGCAACAUUCUACUCCUAUUAGUAUCAAAUAAUGGCCGAGUCAUCUUUAGAACACGCCAUGUUCAACGUCCUGAAAAAUGCAGCGGUCGAAGGGGGGGCACCUAGAGCAGGCCUUUUAACCCUCCCGAAACGAAAACCAAUUGACACGCCCAACUAUAUUGGCCUUUCAUCACGAGGAGCAAUACCACAUAUGACACCAGAUGUCAUCUCCAAGCAUGCAGAGCUCAACGGCUCAUAUAUGGCUUUAGAAGACUUUAUAGAAAAAUCUCAGAGAAGAGCCCAACCCGCCGUCUUUAACAUGGGCGUUGAUGGUAAAGAGGCUCUACAUGCGUAUACCGCCACACCUACACCGGUAGCUAUAGUGCUCGGUGCUCGACGGCAUCCUGCAGUAGUUGCUCCUAUGGGUAAUGGGAAGGACUAUGUCUCAGUUUACACAUCAACUGGCUUCCAGAAGUUGAAAAAUAGCGAAUAUUACCAAGCUAUCGAGAAGCUCCAGCCAGACAUUGCAAUACCCCUUGCGGAUCUGACGUUCGGAAAUUCACAUAUUAGGACUAAGCUUCCGAAUCCGAAAAGGCAGCUCCGAAUGGUGGAGAGAACAGAAGACUGGCUGUCCGAAAUUAUAAAAUUAAGAAAUACUAAUGGUGAGAACGAGACUGCUAAGCCCUCUUUAUUUGCUCCACUGUUGCCGGUUGCUUAUCCGACGCAAUGGGAAUACUUAAACCGCCUAUCUCAGGACUAUGUCCAACAUCUGUCCGGGCUUGCGGUGUAUGAUGCGGAUAUCCUUCCGGACCUCAGCAAUCAUAAGUCCCUUGGUUCGCUGCCUCGUAUUUCCAUGGACUUUAUAACGUCACCACAAGAGAUCCUCCGGCAAACUCGCUUAGGGAUUGAUAUAUUCACUGUAACAUUUCUUAACGCUGCCUCGGAUGCUGGAAUCGCUCUUACCUUCUCGUUCCCACCACCACCCGUAAAAGCAGACGCAUAUCCGCUAGGAAUAGACAUGUGGUCGCCAGACCAUCAGGUAUCACUGACGCCCCUCGCAAAUGGAUGCGAAUGCUAUACCUGCACCAGGCAUCAUCGCGCCUACCUCCAGCACCUCCUAAACGCCAAAGAAAUGCUUGGAUGGACACUCCUCCAAAUCCAUAAUUACCAUGUCUUGGGUGAGUUUUUCAAGGGCAUCCGAGCUGCGCUUAUCGGAGAACCCUCGACGUUCGAACGCGACUGUGAUAUCUUUUCCGAGACCUACGAACCCGUGCUUCCUAAGGGUACCGGUGAGAGGCCUCGAGCUCGAGGAUACCAUUUUAAGACCGAAGGGGGGCAGUCGAAGAUUAACCAACCAGCUUGGGAGAAGUACGGCGAAGGUGGAACUGAAGACUCGACACUCGCCGGAGAGAUAGCAGGUCUGGCUGUAACAGGAACCACCGCAGAGGGAGGAGAGACCCCACUCGUUCCCGAUGCUGAAACUGAUGCCGAUGAGUUAGAUAGGAAGGGCUUCGCCGAAAUUGACAAGUGAGCUCCUUUCUAUAAGUGAUGACCUCAACUUCUCGCUACACUUGAUGAUAGACUACGCGCUGCAAUUGUGAUGCACCGUCAUUCGGUGAGAGGUAUGGCUAUGCAGUCAUUCAUCCGUCCCGGCCCAUUUUCAAGUCGGCUGGGUAUAGGUGGCUUAGUUGUCUGAGUGAAUUACUACCAGCUACCUACCUAGGUAGGUACCUCCUAACUUAAGAUGUGGGAUAAUUCGGUCGCCGAGGUCGUUAUUCGGUGGCCUCCACUUCCCUGCCACGCAAUCACUGGGGUUUGUUCCCGAGAACUUGGAACCAAGAUUCAUAUCUGCAUGUAAUGAGUUGACAUCCUUAUUGGCUUAUUGCACUGGAGAGCAAUACAGGUACAUGAAAGAGAAGUUAUCAUCGCGUCAAUCGUCCCUUUUCGAGUAGUAAACUGCGCCUAAACGAAUAAAGGCAAUUGAGCAUUACCCAAUAUUUUUUCUUUAUAUUGAUUAUAUC